AAAGUUUUGUAGGAAUGCUUCACGUGGUUUAUGUCAAUGUGAAACGGAUGAAUGGAAAACUAUCCACAAGGAGCUCUGGAGCUCUGUAAUGUCACCUUAUGAGGACAGAUAUGUUGACAUGAAGUUUGUUGAUAAAAUUGCUGGUUAUGUGACGGUAACAGUUGAUAAAGAGUUUCAAAGAUGGCAUCUCUUUUGUCUUGCUUUUGGUUUUGUUUUAUUGCUGUUGGCACCAGUGGUCAGCAGUUGGGUUCCCUUCUAUUAUAGCAGUUCAAUGGCUGUUGGAGUUUUUCUUGUCAUUAUUAUCCUUCUUUUUCAGGGGAUGAAAUUAUUACCAACUGGGAGGAAAAAUGUCUUCUACCUCACUUUAUAUGGAUCGGUGGUUUCUAUUUUUGUACUACUUGGGUUGUCGUUGCAGGAGCUGCUGCCCUAG
This is a messenger RNA of Camellia sinensis, 430 nucleotides long. The record is from RefSeq and is a predicted model, not a curated record. NCBI's taxonomy places the organism in Eukaryota, Viridiplantae, Streptophyta, Magnoliopsida, Ericales, Theaceae.